Molecule: messenger RNA, 675 nt
Organism: Acaulospora morrowiae
Lineage: Eukaryota; Fungi; Glomeromycota; Glomeromycetes; Diversisporales; Acaulosporaceae
Source: the annotation of a GenBank genome assembly
AUGUCCACCCACGACAUUCAAGCAUAUGUUUUCCCCGUUCCCAACGGCAAGAAAAUUACCAUAGCCCUCGAGGAACUCAAUAUCCCCUAUGAUGGACACUUGGUUAACCUUAAAAAGGGUGAACAAUUCAACCCCGAGUUCUUAAAGAUUUCUCCGAACAAUAAAAUUCCUGCGGUGGUAGAUUUGCACCCACCAAAAGAAUUUGGAGAAGGGAGCCUGAGCAUUUUUGAAAGUGCCGCCAUCCUUCGGUACUUGGCGGAAUACAAAGCGGGACCAGGGGCGCCGGAUUUGUAUCCCAAAGAUCCCAGAAAGAGGAUCAAGGUCGAUGAAUGGUUGUCGUGGCAAAUUGCCGGGCUGGGUCCAAUGAUGGGUCAGGCGAUUCACUUCUUGACCUAUGCCCCCGAAAAAGUUCCCUAUGGCAUCGAACGAUUUACGAAAGAAACCGAACGUUUGCUUGGAGUAUUGAACAAGCGUCUUGGCGAAUAUCCUUAUGUUGCCGGGGAAGAAUAUUCAAUUGCCGACAUCGCAUCCUACUCAUUUGUUGUGUCAUGGUCCGAAGCCACAAAGGAAGAUACACCUUACCCGAACGUUAAAGCUUGGUUAGACCGUAUAGGUUCUCGACCGGCAGUGAAACGUGGAGUUGAACGUGCGAAUGCUCUUAUGAGUCAUUCCUGA